AUGAUGCGGACUGGCCCAGCGCACAGGAUUGGACCCAGCUCAACCAGACGCGUGUACUAUCCGGCCGAAAUCUUGGACUCCUACUUCCAGGGCCAGUACUGCGAGCCAUUUACCUCAGAGGCUAAGCUUUGCAAGCUGGGAAACUACGCUGUCUACUCAAUCAAUGUCACUGGCGUGUCUGAAAUCCCACUACGAUUGAGCGGAACGUGUGGCACUGUUGGCGCAGCCGGGGGCUAUACAGCCGGCGGAGGAUAUGGCAGUUUGACUUCAUUGUACGGGAUGACCGCAGACAGCGUGUUGGAAUGGGAGGUAGUGACGGCUGCGGGCGAGAAUCUGACCGUCACCCCCCAAAAGUACGCGGAUCUGUACUGGGCUCUCAAUGGCGGCGGAGCAAGUACAUUCGCCGUCGUCGUCUCGAUGACCACGCGCACGUACGAUGUGGCCCCAUGCUGGGUGCUGGCUUCACAGUCUCUAACAGUAACACGAUCGCCUUCUGAAACAACUAUCGACCUGUUCCACUCCAGUCUAGCCCCCGUGGUGGAUACUGGGGUCACAUUGACCUACUUCAUCCUCGGUACAGAGCUGAUUGUCUUCGCCGCCGUCAUUCCGGGCAGCGAUCCGACACUGCUCACCACCGCGUUGGCCCCGAUUGUGCGCAGCUUAGACCAGGCAGGAGUCGCUGUCAACAUCAGCUCCUCCAGCUUCUCCUCGUACCAUGCCCUGUAUGAGUCCUAA
Penicillium taxi is the source of this 735-nucleotide messenger RNA. Its product is annotated as FAD linked oxidase N-terminal. Lineage: Eukaryota; Fungi; Ascomycota; Eurotiomycetes; Eurotiales; Aspergillaceae. Gene Ontology annotation, molecular function: flavin adenine dinucleotide binding. The record is from RefSeq and is a predicted model, not a curated record. The transcript is spliced from 3 exons. The coding region runs from base 1 to 735 and encodes 244 amino acids.